CAGCGGAAGAAGAUGCUCCAGUUUCGUUUCCGAGUGACCUAUUUAGCUUCUUGUAUUAGCAUCAGUAAAUAAUCUUUGCGUCCAACAAUGGGAUUGAGCGUCCGUAAUGUAGCUCGGAGUUCGCGUCUUUUGGUGGCUGCCUUCUUCUGAUUUUUCACCGAAGAAGAAGCGAUACGAAGCAAAUGAGCAUUGUUAGCUUAAAGCGUAGCAAAAUAGCCUAGCUGUUGUUAGCAUUGACUGCCACUUUGAAUUAGCUCGGCUAAAUGAGGCGUUAGCUGCGUAGUAUUUUUAUUUUUUUUUGGUCUUAUUUGGGCUCUUCAUAAAAGCUGGCUAGCUGAUUAUCGAUUGCUGGCUGAUAAACGGUACACAUUUAGCUAUCUUAGCUCAGCUGGGUUUACUAUUGCAGCUCCUUUGGAUGUUCAGUGUGUCAGAAAGUGACUCUUCAGCCCCAUGUCUGCUGAGGCUUCAGUUGGCGGUCAUGCUGCCGACUCUGCCCAGUCCGCUGUUUCCCAGCCUGCUUGCCACAACACAGAUGAGCACAGAAAUCAGGGUCUGCUGGGGAGCAAGUAUGUCAAGUUGAACGUGGGUGGCUCGCUGCAUUAUACAACUGUCCAGACGUUAAGCAAGGAAGACAGUCUGCUGCGGAGCAUAUGCAACGGAGGAACAGAUGUCACCAUAGACUCAGAAGGUUGGGUGGUGUUGGACAGGUGCGGCCGACAUUUUGGGUUGGUUUUAAACUUCCUGCGAGACGGCUCAGUACCACUUCCAGAGGACCACAGAGAACUGGAUGAGGUUCUGAAAGAAGCCCAGUACUACCGGGUCCAGGGACUUGUACAGCACUGCCUCAGUGCCAUGCAGAAACAAAAGGAUGUGUUUGAAAGUGUGUGUCGCAUCCCCAUGAUCACUUCAGCCAAAGAAGAACAGAAGAUGAUUGCGACUUGUAGAAAGCCGGUAGUAAAAUUGCAGAACAACAGAGGAAACAACAAAUACUCUUACACCAGCAACUCCGACGACAACCUGCUGAAGAACAUUGAACUCUUCGACAAACUUGUGCUGCGAUUUAAUGGCCGCGUCCUGUUUGUGAAAGACGUGCUUGGGGAUGAGAUCUGCUGCUGGUCUUUCUACGGUGAAGGCCGCAAGAUCGCUGAAGUGUGCUGCACUUCUAUCGUCUAUGCUACGGAGAAGAAGCAGACCAAAGUUGAGUUCCCUGAAGCUCGAAUAUUUGAAGAAACCCUCAAUAUACUCAUCUAUGAGAAUGGCAGAGGUUCUGGUCCAGGAGGCUUACACCUUUUAGACUCAAGAGGCUCAGGUUCAUCGCUGGGAGCUGGCCAGUCAGAGGAGGAGGGCGCCGUGGGAGGGGACAGACGAGUCAGACGGAUCCACGUAAGGAGGCACAUAAUGCACGAUGAGAGAGGGCACGGCCAGCAAACUGUGUAUAAGGACUAAUAAUGUGAAAUCAUAAGACUUGGGAGAGUGACUUCAUGUAUGUUUUUUGUUGAAUGCUAGCACAAUGAAAGAUCAGAGCAAUAGCUUGAUAUUUAGUUAUUUCACGACAUGUCUUUAGACAUCAUUGCAGAAAUGUUGGGGUUGAUGACUGAUGUGUAAAUGAGGGUAGAGUUGUUUGGAUGUAAAGAAAAUGCUUCUGUUUACAAGAACACAAGUUGUGUACAUUCUAUAAAUAGGAAAUAUGUUUUUAAAAAAAAUCACCUGGGACUGAAAAACUGGCAUAAAUAUUACUUUUUCAGAUGUUAAUGAACUUCCCGUAAGUUACUGAAUGGGCCUGAAGCCCAACUCCAAACCCAUUGGUGGAGUUUUUUUCCUAGAGCAAACAACCUACCGUUAAUGUGGGUGUUAAUGAUAUGCACUGGCAGCCUCCUCUGUGUUUGACUUGUAGGUAACACUGUCAGUUUAUUCAGGUUGUGAAACAUCUGUUGCCUUUUUCUCCAUUGGCCUGAGUUGCCGUCGAGCAGCGACGGACAGAGGACGGUGAAGUUGAGCCUAGUUGUGUUAACACUGGAAAAAAAUAAAAAAUAAAAGCAGAAUAGCCAUUUCUAGUGAGGUUGUCGAUGAAUGAGAUUGUUGAGCAGCUCCAUUUUCUUUAUUUAAAUUAUUACAGCUGUUGCUUCCAGAUGUUUUUUAUUAAUUUAUGAACCUAAUUUAUUGUCGCGUAUUUAACUUUUGUAUUGAAUGCAAUCUUUGUGUUAACUAGCGCUCAGUUGAGUUUUAAUUUCCAGAACGAUACGGUGCACUCUUUAUCACAGAUCAGAUUUUGAAUUUACUCUUGUAAAUGGAUAAAUAAUGAACUUAAAUUUCAGUUUAAUGUUUCAAGAGGAACCGUGACCAUUUCUUUAAUGUUUUUUUCUGAGCCAUGAUCUUUCACUUCUUUUGUCUUACACCAAACUGCAGAAUUUUGCUCAAAUUAAUUGGCCAUACCGUGAUGAUAAAUGUAAUAAUACUGGGUUGUAUUUCCCUCAGGGAGAGGAUAAAUAUUUUUUUUCUAAUAUUCACUGGUGACUUGUGUAAACCUAGUCACUCUGAUUACUGGCGGAGACAUUGAAUGAGAGCAAUAUGUAUCUUGGACCCCUUAGAAAAUAAACUUGGAAUACCUUGAAAUAUGCACUAAUUUAACUUCCGUCCAACAGUGGUCAUGAAAAUGUUCUAAAUAAAUGACUUUAAUGAAAUCCA
This is a messenger RNA of Stegastes partitus (bicolor damselfish), 2685 nucleotides long. RefSeq names its product potassium channel tetramerization domain containing 13 (gene kctd13). The transcript is spliced from 7 exons. Gene Ontology annotation, biological process: protein ubiquitination; negative regulation of Rho protein signal transduction; protein homooligomerization. The record is from RefSeq and is a predicted model, not a curated record. Bases 451 to 1446 code for a protein of 331 amino acids. Gene Ontology annotation, molecular function: ubiquitin-protein transferase activity; protein binding. Gene Ontology annotation, cellular component: Cul3-RING ubiquitin ligase complex. NCBI's taxonomy places the organism in Eukaryota, Metazoa, Chordata, Actinopteri, Pomacentridae.